CACAAACCGUUUCAUAAUAUAUAUCAAAGCAUCUGUGAUCAGAUUAUGUAUCAUCUGUUUUGGGGAUUUAUAUCAUGGCACAACUUUGGCCCUUCGCUGCUACACGGCUAAGACGUCCUUUUCCUCUACAAAAUAUUGACAAAUGGCAUCGUUUCAAUUGUUUCUAACGAUGGCGAUGAUGUUUUCAUUCCGGGAAGUUCUUACUUAUCAUACAGUGAUGCUUUAACAUGGUCUGGGGGGCAACAGUAACACAACAGUGACCUCGUGAGCUCCAUGUCCACCCUCACCUGGCAGGGUUACCCACAGGAAACUCAGGAAAUGGUCAUCGCCAUAGGCCUAUGGAGGUGCGGCCAGCAGAACAGUGGCCGCACCCAGCCCAAGAAUUGGGGGGAAUUCUUUAAAAUCUGACACACCAGAACAAGAAAAGUAAGAAUUUUGCAAGAUUUUGGGUCAGUUCUUACUUGGUCUCGGGUAAUUCUUGGUUCUAGUCUCAGUCCGCGUUGUAAACUCGUAGAAAUAGCAUCCGUGCGCUUGUGUCAUGUUUUCAGCACUACAGUGUCACUUUUUGUGCUUUAACCCGCUAGCAGCGACGGGCUAAAAUUGUGGCUUUACCGUGUAGCAGCGACGGGUCAGAUUUGUGGCUUUACCGUGUAGCAGCGACGGGUCAGAUUUGUGGCUUUACCGUGUAGCAGCGACGGGCCAAAUUUGUGGCUUUACCGUGUAGCAGCGACGGGCCAAAUUUGUGGCUUUACCCUGUAGCAGCGGCGGGUCAAAUUUGUGGCUUUACCGUGUAGCAGCGACGGGCCAAAUUUGUGGCUUUACCGUGUAGCAGUGACGGGCCAAAUUUGUGGCUUUACUGUGUAGCAGCGACGGGCCAAAUUUGUGGCUUUACCGUGUAGCAGCGACGGGCCAAAUUUGUGGCUUUACCGUGUAGCAGCGACGGGCCAAAUUUGUGCCAUGAUAUAAACCUCCCAAAAUAGAUGAUACAUAAUCUGAUCACAAACGCUUUGAUAUAUAUUAUGAAAUGGUUUGUGUGAGUGAUGAUUUUUCCUCAUUUUUCUUGCUUAGAGGGACCAUUAAGAAACAUGAUCCCCGUUGCUACUGGGUUAAUAAUGUCUAUGUUCCAAUAUGCUGUAUGUUGACAUGUUCGUCCUCCCCCACAGAGUGUUGGGAGUGUUGUCCGUGGCCAGGUCCAGGCACGAUGCUUCCACGUCUCCCCGCUGAUCUCUGCGGCCUAGAAGGUUGCCAUGUCCCACCUGGACCCUAGCUCGGAGAUGCCCUACCCCAAGCUGCAGGCCAACUUAGAUAUCGUCCAACAAAGGCUGAGCCGCCCUCUCACCCUCUCGGAAAAAGUGCUGUACUCUCAUCUGUCCGAUCCUUCCAACCAAGAAAUCGUCCGAGGCGAGUCCCACUACCUCAAGCUCCACCCAGACCGCGUUGCAAUGCAGGACGCCACAGCACAGAUGGCCAUGCUUCAGUUCAUUAGCUCUGGACUGCCCAGGGUCACCGUACCAUCAACCAUCCACUGUGACCAUCUUAUACAAGCACAGAUCGAUGGCUCUCAGGAUCUCCAGCGAGCCAUUGAAAUCAGCAAAGAGGUCUACAAUUUCCUGGCUACUGCUGGGGCCAAGUAUGGAGUUGGAUUCUGAAAGCCUGGCUCUGGGAUUAUUCAUCAGAUCAUUUUGGAGAACUACGCUUUCCCCGGGCACUGAUUCUCACACGCCCAACGGAGGUGGUCUUGGAGGCCUGUGCAUUGGUGUGGGUGGUGCCGAUGCUGUUGAUGUUAUGGCCGACAUUUCCUGGGAGAGUUUUAUCCUUGUAGUGACCAAUGGAUUAGGUGGCUCUGUAUCUCUUCAAACCUGGCUGUUAUGAUUAGCACGGAUUUGGCCUUUCUCUGCCUCUGUGGUGGAUAGUGGAGUGUUUCCCAUGUGGUAUUGGUGUGCUGGAUAUCCCUUCACUGGUAGCCUGGUAACAUAUACUCCACAACUUUCUACUCAUGCUCAUCCCUAUACUUUCCAAACCCCUUAUGCAAGAGUUAACCAGCAUCUUCACUCUUUCAUCCCUCACGCUGGUAAACUCUGGAACAAUCUUCCUUCAUCUGUAUUUCCUCCUGCCUAUGACUUGAACUCUUUCAAGAGGAGGGUAUCAGGACACCUCUCCUCCCGAAAUUGACCUCUGAUUUUGGACACUCCUUUAACCUCUGUUCGGGAGCAGUGAGUAGCGGGCCUUUUUUUAUUCUUUUCUUUGUGCCCUUGAGCUGUCUCCUUAGCUGUAAAAAAAAAAAAAAAAAAAAAAAAAAAAAGAUUAGUUAUACACUUUUAACACUUGCCCGGAGAUGUGAUCCGGCCCUAUGUCUUUCCUUCCAUCUAAAGUUUCCAUCAGCCUCAACAGUUCCCCUUUCUCAACCUUUACAUAAUUUAGCUUCUCUUCAGUAUGAUUUUCGAGCCCCUGUCAAAGUCGGUCUCUUUCGUAAACACUUUAUGAACAUUUUUAUUUUAAUAUUUCUGGAAUUUCUUCGUCCUUCUCAUAGAAUACACUUUUUUCUUUAAGUGUUUCCGCUCCUGCAUUUAUUUCUAACUUCCUGUUCCUUCCCUUCCUUCCUUUCCUUUCCCUUCCUUCCUUCCUUUUCUUUCCUUUCCUUUCCUUCCUUCCU
This is a messenger RNA of Eriocheir sinensis (Chinese mitten crab), 2653 nucleotides long. RefSeq names its product aconitate hydratase, mitochondrial-like. NCBI's taxonomy places the organism in Eukaryota, Metazoa, Arthropoda, Malacostraca, Decapoda, Varunidae. Gene Ontology annotation, biological process: tricarboxylic acid cycle. Gene Ontology annotation, molecular function: aconitate hydratase activity; 4 iron, 4 sulfur cluster binding. The transcript has 4 exons. The record is from RefSeq and is a predicted model, not a curated record. Gene Ontology annotation, cellular component: cytosol; mitochondrion. The coding region runs from base 1248 to 1649 and encodes 133 amino acids.